Messenger RNA from Petromyzon marinus (sea lamprey), 3092 nucleotides. RefSeq names its product ubiquitin specific peptidase 30 (gene USP30). Gene Ontology annotation, molecular function: cysteine-type deubiquitinase activity. Gene Ontology annotation, cellular component: nucleus; cytosol. Lineage: Eukaryota; Metazoa; Chordata; Hyperoartia; Petromyzontiformes; Petromyzontidae. Gene Ontology annotation, biological process: protein deubiquitination. The record is from RefSeq and is a predicted model, not a curated record.
CUGCGACUCGUCGCGAGAUGGGGGUGGGGUGGGGAGAGGUUUGGGGGCUGCUGGGACUGGCGGCGGUUGGAGUCUAUGUCCUGUGGGGUCCUUCAACUCGUACAUCACGAAAAAAAGGUCUUGUACCGGGCCUGCGAAACAUUGGGAACGCGUGUUACCUGAACGCACUGCUGCAAGCCCUCGCCACGUGCGCGCCUCUGCACGCCUGGUUACAGGGCACCGACUCAAACCCUGGCUCGGAGCCGGAGCACGGCACGAACGAGCGAAUGCACAAUGAGUGUCACGCUCACAGCAGUGACGCGCGCACGCCGGGCCCGUGUCACAAGCAGGAAGAGGUUACUCACGGCGGUGACACGGACGCGCAUAGCAUUGACGCGGGUUUCAGUGGGAUUAAGGCUGACGCACGCAGUAAUAACACAGAAGCAUACGGCAUUAACACGGACACACCCGGUAGUAACACAGACACACACAGCAUUGAUACUGACACACAGCAAAUGAACACUGACACGCUUGACACUAACACAGAGGCGCACGGCAUUAACACAGAGACGCACGGCAUUAACACAGAGGCGCACGGCAUUAACACAGAGACGCACGGCAAUAACAUAGUGCCACACGGCAUUAUCACAGACACACAGCAAAUUGACACUGAGACACCCAGCAUUAAUACAGAGACGCACGGCAUUAACGCGAACGCAUAUAGCACGAAUACAGACAGUCACAGCGAUAGCACGCAAAAGACAGACGCACAGAGCAUUAACACAGACACCGAUGACUUGCAUACGGACAGGUACAGCAAUAAUAAGCACAACACAGACACCGGCAGCAUGAACAAUGACACGCACGACGUGCACACAUACAGCACUGACAAGGACACGGGCAGCACUGUCACCCACAACGUUAACGUACACGAGACAAAUGGCAAUGGCACUAACCCAGACAGCAUGAACACAGACGUACGUGACGGGAACACAGACGGCAUUGAUGCAGGCAUACAGAGCAUUGAAACACAAAGCAGCGGCAAGAACACAGACAACGACGGUGCACACAGCGCUGACUUGGACGCACGCACGAUGAAUGUGAACGGUAACAGCAAAGACUCGGACAGACAUCGACUCAACACGGACACACGUAACAAUAAUGCAGACACGGAAACCAACAGCACAGACACGUAUUGCGUCGACACACGUAACACGGACACGGGCAAGGGCGGCAUUGACACAGAAGCACACGGCAAUAAUAUUGCCACGCGCGUCAUUGGCACAGACGCACACAGUGCUGACACGGACGCGCACAACAGUCAAACGGAAAGGUACCACGCUAACGCGCACAUGCACAGCAGUGAUGAAGGCAGGCACGACACUAGCACAGGGACACACCGCACGAACACGCAUGCACACAGCAGUGAUACGUAUAUAUGUGACGUGAACACAGACACAAGUAGUGCUGGCGCAGACGCACGUACUAACGUGGACAUAGAGGACAAAAACAUAGCCACGCGGAGCAGGAACACAGAUGCACGCCACACGAGCACAGACAUUCACUGCAAUGACACAGACAGACGCCACACUAGCACAGGCACGCACGCCAUUGACGCGCCAGCCUCGAGCUCCUUUGAGAGCGUUGCGUCUGAAGUCGGCGAGGACCCAGGCCUGGGUUGCGGCCGCUUCAUCGUCCGCCGAAGCAGCGACUCGAGCGCUCGUGAGGGCAGGGCCCCGAGCGGUCACCUUCACUCCGCUCUGCUGGGAAUGCUGAGAGUGCUCAUGGGAGAAGGGGAUGCGGCGGAUGCCCCAGUGCAUGCUGGGCCAGUGUUGGAGGCUCUGCGAUCACAUGGUUGGGAGAUCCCGGCACAUCAGGAGCAGGACGCCCACGAGCUGUUCGCUGUUGUGAUGACGACGCUGGAGGAAGAGAGGCAGGGAAGGUCAUCGCUUGCAUUUUUCGGACUGCAGCUGCAGAGGCUGCCAAUGCUGGAGUCAGCUGGAGUGGUCAACAGAGUGACUGGAGGCCUCCACGUUCCUCUGGCCAAGACCAGGGUGUCCCCUUUCCUCGGCCGAUUUGCGAUCACCCUGCAGUGCACGCGGUGCAAACACAAGGGUCCCGUGAGGCUUGAGAGCUUUGAAAGCAUCUCGCUCCCAAUCCCUCCCAACAAGCACGCCCCCUCGGUCCCUCUGGAACUGUGCUUGGAGAGCUUCUUCCGCUCGGAGCUCCUCACGGGAGUGAAAUGUGAUGCGUGCAGUCAGACACAUCCUGCAGGUGCCUCAAUCCAGGCCGACUUCCUAAAAAGGACUCUCCUGGCAAAGCUGCCGCAGUGCGUGUGCAUUCACCUGCACCGGCUGGCGUUCUCCCGCGACGCCCACGCCUACAAGGAGCAUGGCCACGUCUCGUUCCGAUCCUCGCUCGACCUGGCUCGAUACACGCUGCGCAGCGAGCUGUCGAAAGGACGGGUCGGCCAUUGUGGCAGCUGGUUCACCCUCACUGCCGUUGUGGUGCAUUAUGGGAACUCGACGAGUGGGCACUUUGUGACGUACCGCAGCAUACCGAGUGGAGGACGGGCAGUCCGCGGUCGCUGGGUUUGCUGCUCCGAUGAUGAGGUUCGCUCUGUGAGUCUCUCUGAGGUUCUCAACUCCCGGGCCUACCUACUUUUCUAUACACGCACGUGAUGUCAUCACCACCACCAACACCAUCAUCAUCGUCGUCGCCAUCGGCACUUUCACGACCGCCAGCUGCAUUAACUUCACUACCGUCACUGUCACCAUGAUCAUCACUAUCACCACAUUUGCCAUUAUUAUUGCUAUCGCCACCACUGUCAUUAUCACCUCCAUCAUUACCAGUAUCGUCCACACCACCACAAUCAUGACCCCCGACAUCAUCACUUGCACCACCAUUGCCAUCAUUACCACCACCUCGUAACGCCAUCAUAACUGCAACCACAAUCAUCACAAUCAUCAUCGCCAUCAGCUCUGCCAUCACUACCAUCAUCACCACAACCAUUGUAGUAUCCAUCUCACCCAUAGCCAUUGUGCUUGAAAUCCAGUCUGUACAUUUUUUUAAUUCUAUUUGAAAUAAUAAAACUUGAUGUAUAUGUAUCGUCA